Messenger RNA from Rhodamnia argentea, 1775 nucleotides. RefSeq names its product MLO-like protein 15. Lineage: Eukaryota; Viridiplantae; Streptophyta; Magnoliopsida; Myrtales; Myrtaceae. Bases 10 to 1635 code for a protein of 541 amino acids. The transcript has 13 exons. Gene Ontology annotation, cellular component: membrane. The record is from RefSeq and is a predicted model, not a curated record. Gene Ontology annotation, biological process: defense response.
AGAGAGAGGAUGGCUGGAGAAGAGGGAACUACGUUGGAGUACACGCCGACGUGGGUGGUCGCCGUUGUUUGCACCGUGAUAGUCGUGAUCUCUCUGGCUGUCGAGCGGUUUAUCCAUUAUGCCGGCAAGUAUCUUAAGAAGAGGAACCAGAAGCCGCUCUUCGAGGCCUUACAGAAAAUAAAAGAAGAGCUGAUGCUGUUGGGUUUCAUAUCGCUCCUGCUUGCCGUGUUCCAAGUUAGGAUAGGCAAGAUCUGCAUUUCGGAAAAGCUCGCAAACAAGUGGCUACCUUGCAAGAAGGAAGCCCCCGCCGAGGGCAGCGGCACCACUGCUCACUUCCUGACUAGUUUCUUUCCUUCCGGAGGACGCCACCUUCUCGCCGAAGCUUCAGCUUCAGCUUCCACUGACUACUGCAGUAGCAAGGGGAAGGUGCCGUUGCUGUCUCUCACAGCGCUUCAUCAUCUGCACAUUUUCAUCUUUGUGCUGGCUGUCGUGCACGUGGUUUUCUGCGUUCUAACCAUCCUAUGCGGAGGAGCACAGAUACGCCUGUGGAAGCGGUGGGAGGAUGCCAUCCAGAAGAAGGAGUAUGACCCCGAAGAAGCUCUGCGAACGAAGUUCACGAAUGUUCAGGAUCACACCUUCAUCAGAGGCCGUUUUCUUGGCAUUGGCAAGAACUUAUCUGUACUUGGCUGGGUGCAUUCGUUUUUCAAGCAGUUCUAUGGUUCCGUGACCAAGUCGGAUUAUACCACGCUUCGCUUGGGUUUCAUCAUGGCUCAUUGCAGAGGCAAUCCAAAAUUCAAUUUCCACAAGUACAUGAUACGUGCCCUGGAGGCCGAUUUCAAGAAAGUUGUCGGAAUAAGUUGGUACCUUUGGUUAUUCGUCGUGAUCUUCUUGCUGCUCAAUGUCGCCGGUUGGCACGCGUACUUCUGGAUAUCUUUCAUCCCGUUGAUUGUAAGUAAACGGAAAUCUCGAGUUAAUAUGGCAGAAGGUUUCUCGUCUAAAUGGCUUAUUGCUUCUGUGCAGCUUUUGCUCGCGGUUGGAACCAAACUGGAGCAUGUGAUAACUCAGUUGGCGCAGGAGGUUGCCCAGAGGCAUGCAGCGAUUGCAGGGGACUUGGUGGUCCAGCCUUCCGACGACCAUUUUUGGUUCCACCGGCCUCGGCUCGUCCUCGUCCUGAUUCACAUCAUCCUUUUCCAAAACUCUUUUGAACUGGCUUUCUUCUUCUUCAUAUUGCUCCAAUAUAAAUUCAGCUCCUGCAUAAUGGGUGAGGUCGGUUAUAUCAUCCCGAGACUUGUCAUCGGAGUUUUUGUCCAGUUCCUCUGUAGUUACAGCACACUACCUCUAUAUGCAAUCGUAACGCAGAUGGGGACUUCGUUCAAGAAGGCGAUAUUCGACGAUGACAUACAUGAGGGGCUCGUCGGCUGGGCACAGCACGCGAAAAGGAACAGGAAUUUAAGAAAAGCAACCGCCGAUGGGUCUAGUACUCAAACGGGUUCCAAAGAGGGAUCGGUAGGAGUUGCGCUGACAAAAAAUGGUGGAGACGGUACAGAGAUGAGAGAUGUCGAAGUGCAAGAGAUCAGGCGAUUUCCAUCUCCACUAUCCACAACCUCCGAGACGCAGAGACUGAUGAAGCCGUGAAGUUAGAUCUUCUCAAACUUGACUUUCACAAACAACCAAUCAAGAAGAGCGAGCAAGACAGUUCUGUACAAUAUUUCAUCAUCUGCAUGAGUUCAGGAUUUUUUUUUUGUUUUCGUCUCGAAUCAUCAUCAGUCGACAUA